AUGCCGGCGUUGCAAUGGUUAGGAAGGAAGUGGCGCACUGGAACUGAUGAUUUUUUUCUAUCCAGCUUCGUAUUUUUCUCCGCUCUCACUACUAGUGGGACCCUUAUACUAUCGCGCUUUGGCGGAUGGUUCAGUGUUGACAUGAAGGGAUGCCCAGGAGUUCCUCCAAAAUACGAACGGUGUGUGUACGCCCUUGGAAUCAUCAGCUGUGUUGGCGCUUCGUUUCACCUUGCUAGUGCGUUGCUGAGUUGUCGUGGUGGUCCAUUCCAUGUGUCGAAGCGGCGUCAUGUGGGCACGCUUCUUUAUUUGACGACAGCAACGGCGCUAAGUUGUUUGCCGCUCAGUUCCGUUGUUUUGAAGUAUUCCUUGUAUGACGGGUUUAUGAAAAUGUGCGAUCCAUUUUCAAGACGCUCCCUGUACGCAUCUCUGCUCGUCAAUAUCGUGGUUUCGCUGCUGCAUGUCAUCUCCCUCCUCCUUUCAUUCGACCCCAAUGGGGGUCGCAAGUGGGGGGACUCAGAGGAGUACAAGAUGUUGUGGGGCAGGCGGUGUCGCCUCCUUUGUUGCUGUUGCUUCCGUCCAGCAGAAGACGACGAUGACGUGUUUGAGGAUGCAGCAGCUACUCUAGCUGCGUUCUUUCAAGGUUAUGAUUUGGUGCCCAGCGACAUAUUUGCGGGCAUGAUCCUGCUACACGACGCACAGCGGCGGGUGCUUCUUGAGCGUGUGGCGCACGUUCGCUUUCCGCCACCAGAUGAUGGGUGCAAAGAGCGCGUUAGUAGCCAGGCCCGCUACUUCCCUUUGCUAACCUCACAGCAACGGCAGUGUGUGGUGGAACUGCGGCAGUACAGCCGUUUUUACAUGGCCGCUUAUGGGUGUCUUCUGUAUCUUCAUAUGAACCUCUGUACUGGCCUACCGAAGUUGUGCUGCAGCGACCCAAAGAUGUGCUGCCGCAAGCGUGCAAACUCGCACCAGGGGGCGGGUUGCUUCUGCGAUCUGACGGCUGCCCUCAAGGUGAGUGGCCUUGCAGAGGAAGAUAUUAUCCUUUCUAAUUGGAGGAAUGCUCUCUUUCGCCCUGUGUUCUACGUCGCUUUGGACCGAGAGACGGCAUCCAUUGUUGUUGCAAUCCGUGGGACGCUCUCAUUUGUCGACUGCAUAACCGAUGUGACGGCUACCCCGGAGCCACUGUUUAUUCCCGAUCUGGCGAAUAGUGAACGCGCGUGCGCCAACGACUAUUAUGUUCACGGGGGGAUAAAACGGUCUGCUGAAUACGUGUUGCGCGAGCUGAGGGAGUCGGGUGUGCUCGAGGCGGUGCUGCAUGGUGGGCUCAAUAGCUACAGACUCGUCGUCCUGGGGCACUCGCUUGGUGCUGGUGUUGCCGCGGUACUUAGCAUCUUGCUCUACGCCACAGAAGAGGGCGUACGGGAGCGGUUGCGAUGCCUUGCGUAUUCACCACCUGGGGGGCUGAUGUCACCGGCUCUUGCGCACUACAGCAAAGAUUUUAUCUUAGCCUGCUUUGUCGGAAACGAUGUAAUCCCACGGACGGCCUCUCACACUUUUGACGAUCUCCGGGAAUCAGUGCUGGACGUGCUGGAGAGCUGCAACAUGUCGAAACCGUUGAUUUUCGCGAACAGAUGCAUUCUAGGAAGGCGGAACAGCUCGGCGGGCAGGUGUGAACCGUUAUCUUCAGAGGAAAGCAGGGCAGUGCGAGCGCAGUUGCAGUCCAAAGCGUGCGUACUCCCUAUGGAUCAGAGGAAACUGUUUCCCCCAUAUACGCUGGUGCACCUACGCAAGGCCGUGGUGCGGUGGACUCCUAAAAGCUGUUGCUGCAUCCCAUGUUGUUGUUGUAGCAAGCGGGAGAACGUGUUUGUCCCUACAUUCGAGACUCCGGACGACGUGCAAACCGUGGUGUGCUCCCCAUCGAUGUUUUCCAACCACUUCCCAGACUACGUAUUUGACGCGCUUGAGGAAACAACGGAGCGGCUGCAGCGCGGUGAGCUAGAGCGAUUUUUCGAUUGCCAAUACUACAACACAACCAACUUUGCACACCCCACCUAUGGUGCAACGCCCGUUAACGGUAGCAUGGGCGUUGUGUAG
Messenger RNA from Trypanosoma brucei brucei TREU927, 2091 nucleotides. RefSeq lists its product as uncharacterized. Lineage: Eukaryota; Euglenozoa; Kinetoplastea; Trypanosomatida; Trypanosomatidae. The record is from RefSeq and is a predicted model, not a curated record. Gene Ontology annotation, biological process: lipid metabolic process. The transcript has a single exon. The coding region runs from base 1 to 2091 and encodes 696 amino acids.